Anolis carolinensis (green anole) is the source of this 801-nucleotide messenger RNA. Its product is annotated as cytokine SCM-1 beta. The coding region runs from base 329 to 652 and encodes 107 amino acids. Gene Ontology annotation, cellular component: extracellular region. The transcript is spliced from 3 exons. The record is from RefSeq and is a predicted model, not a curated record. Gene Ontology annotation, molecular function: chemokine activity. Gene Ontology annotation, biological process: immune response. NCBI's taxonomy places the organism in Eukaryota, Metazoa, Chordata, Lepidosauria, Squamata, Anolidae.
UUUUGAAAGGUGAAACCAAAAGACACAUAUUGGUUUCCACUGAGGAGAAAGAACUUUCUUUUGUGCCAAAAAUAAAACUAACUUGUGAACGUCUUUAGUUAUAACCACAUUGUGGCAGGAAAGAGUUUUCACUGAGGGGCUAGGACAGAAUAGGGUUUUUUCCCCGUUCACUUUAAACCUCUCCCCUCAAACCUGGUGGGCUUUUUCUCAGAUUUUCCACCACUCAUCUUCACCAUUACACUGUAAACGUAUCCGGUGGUCUAUAUAGGUCUGGUGAAUAAAGCCUUCAGUCACUUCAACUCUUGACACCCCAAGGAUAGCAUUAACCAUGAGACCCUAUAUGGCAGCUAUUCUGGCCAUUGCUUUCCUGGAGAGCUUCAGUGUGUCCAUCAUAAGAGAAACCAUGGCAUCUCAGACGAUGGCACGCAGCUCAUGCAUCCCCUUGCAGUCAACAGAAAUAAACAUCAGAAGAAUUAUUGAUUAUAUAGAGCAAACCCGUCCAGUCAAAGCUGUGAUACUCAUCACCAGAAGAGGGGUCAAGAUCUGUGUGCCUCACAACCUUCCAUGGGUGAAGGAGACUAUCAAAAAACUGAAACAAAAAAAGACUAGUAAACAGAAAAAAAUUACCAGACCUAUUGCGGCAACCAGCUAAGCUGAAUCAUAAUCCUCUAAACUACAACAAAUCUGCUCAUUGGAGGCUGCUGAUAACCUCUUCUAGUUGUUAGCUGGAAAUAAAGUUUCUAAAAACAAUGUAAUUACACUGGAAUCAAAUUAUGGAUAAAGCCAAAGCAGACUGAACAA